CUCGACGUGUCAGUCCCGUCAGUCCUGCCGGACCUCAGAACCUCUCAACCCUCCUCGCCGCUAACUCUGCACACAUGGCUCCCAAAGGCAGCAGCAAGCAGCAGUCCGAGGAAGACCUGCUGCUGCAGGACUUCAGCAGGAACCUCUCCGCCAAGUCCACGGCGCUGUUCUACGGGAACGCGCUCAUCGUGUCCGCGCUGCCGAUCUGGCUGUUCUGGAGGAUCUGGCACGUGGACCUGGUCCAGUCUGCGGUUCUGUAUGGCGUAAUGACUCUGGUCAGCACCUACCUGGUUGCUUUCGCCUACAAGAACGUCAAGUUUGUACUCAAACACAAAGUUGCACAGAAACGUGAAGAUGCCGUUUCUAAGGAGGUAACCAGGAAGUUGUCCGAGGCAGACAACCGCAAGAUGUCCCGCAAGGAGAAAGACGAGAGGAUCCUCUGGAAGAAGAAUGAGGUCGCUGACUAUGAGGCCACCACCUUUUCCAUCUUCUACAACAACACGCUCUUCUUGGUCCUCGUCAUCGUCGCCUCCUUCUUCUUGCUGAAGAACUUCAACCCCACUGUCAACUACAUUCUGUCCAUCAGCGCCUCCUCAGGACUCAUCGCUCUGCUCUCCACCGGCUCCAAGUAAAGAGUGGAGGGAUGAGGGUUGUCGGGGUGGGAUUGGAUUUGCGGGCAGGUUAAACAAAUAAUUUUUUUUUACUUAGGUUAGGAAUAGGGUUUACCAGGGGAUUGAAAGGUCGCAUUUCAGCUUCAUGAAAUUCAUGAUCAAAUGUCUGGAAUCUGUUUCUCCAGAUCUGUCUUGUUUUUUUUGUAACGAUUAAAGCAACAGUAUACUUUAUA
Messenger RNA from Cololabis saira (Pacific saury), 844 nucleotides. RefSeq names its product signal sequence receptor, gamma (gene ssr3). NCBI's taxonomy places the organism in Eukaryota, Metazoa, Chordata, Actinopteri, Beloniformes, Belonidae. The transcript has 5 exons. Gene Ontology annotation, biological process: SRP-dependent cotranslational protein targeting to membrane. Gene Ontology annotation, cellular component: endoplasmic reticulum; membrane. Bases 75 to 632 code for a protein of 185 amino acids. The record is from RefSeq and is a predicted model, not a curated record.